CCCUCCCAGCUGUUUAAAUGAGAAUGUCCCUGGCGCAGAGGGUGCUGCUGACAUGGCUCUUCACGUUACUCUUCCUCAUCAUGUUGGUGCUGAAGUUGGAUGAGAAAGCACCGUGGAACUGGUUCCUCAUUUUUAUUCCCGUUUGGAUAUUUGACACUAUUCUUCUAGUCAUGCUCAUCGUAAAAAUGGCUGGACGUUGCAAGUCUGGCUUUGACCCUCGCAACGGCUCCCAAAACAUGAAGAAGAAAGUGUGGUAUCUCAUUGCGAUGCUGCUCAAAUUAGCCUUCUGCCUCGCCCUCUGUGCUAAACUGCAAGGAUUUACUACCAUGAAACUAGUCUACAUAUUUAUCCCUUUCUGGGUGCUGCUUAUUGGGGGUCUGGUUGAACUGGGAUACAACAUCUUAUGUGUACAAAGAGACUAA
Tinamus guttatus (white-throated tinamou) is the source of this 422-nucleotide messenger RNA. The record is from RefSeq and is a predicted model, not a curated record. NCBI's taxonomy places the organism in Eukaryota, Metazoa, Chordata, Aves, Tinamiformes, Tinamidae.